This is a messenger RNA of Dendronephthya gigantea, 3772 nucleotides long. Its product is annotated as ephrin type-B receptor 3-like. The transcript is spliced from 18 exons. Bases 327 to 2948 code for a protein of 873 amino acids. Gene Ontology annotation, biological process: protein phosphorylation. Gene Ontology annotation, molecular function: protein tyrosine kinase activity; ATP binding; protein binding. NCBI's taxonomy places the organism in Eukaryota, Metazoa, Cnidaria, Anthozoa, Malacalcyonacea, Nephtheidae. The record is from RefSeq and is a predicted model, not a curated record.
CCGGCACACAAAAUAUUCAUUCACAUACAAAGCAUCACAGCGUGAGGCACUGAGAAUUCGUCAGCUUUAUACGCCGUUAAAUGAAUAUUUUGAAGCAUUGUAAACAGUAUUGUUAAGAACUGUCGCUUCGUAUGAGAGGAUUACCGUGAAAAGGAAAGUGAAUUUUGGCAUUUCGUGUUUUACGAUGAGACAACCACGAUGAAAGGCUUUUAAACACGUUGUUGUGUGGGGGUUUCGAAACUUUGAUCUCUUUGAACGUCGUGAGAAAUCUCAACGCACGCAGUGAAACAGAACGUGAGCUUGGGUUUUAGUAAAAAAAAUUACAAAUGUAUUCCUUGGUUUUAUUCCCUACCUGGAUCAUUUGGAUCACAAUUCAUCUGCCAUUUUCCAGUGGUAAAAAAGAAAUUAUAUCCAAUAAUAUCUUGGAAAAGGGAAAUUUACAGUUUUUUCUAGUUAGUGGAAGGGGAGACGUUUGGGGUUUUCCAACGAACGGAGAUAAUUACGUUAAAACUUGUGGUUUAGGAUCGUCUGCAGACUUUUGGUUUGUCACCAAAUACAUGAAUCUUCCUUCAUCGUAUGCUGACGUGAUCUAUGUCGAUGUUGAGGCAAUGCUUACCGCCGACAAAUGCUUUAACCCCCCUGAUGGUAGUGAUUUCGUACCGUGUUUUACUAGCGAUUUUGAGGUUUAUACUUAUCGAGAGAGUACACCAGAGCCUGAAAGAAAUACUGUCGUUAGUUUAUUCAAUUCCCAUGUUUAUACAUUCGGAAACAAUUCACGGCCUGGUAUAACCCAAAGCUUUAGCUUUAGCUUUAGCAGAAACGGAACAACAGGCGUUUCAUUUGGUGUAAGAUCACGAGGCGCGUGUGGAAAAAUUUUUAACAUGACCAUCUAUCACUACUUUUGCGAGGAAAAAUUUUCAAACAGUAUCAGACUGGUAAAGACUUCAGCGCCUCUGAGUGGAUCUAAACUUGUCCCUGCUAAUUGCUCUCAGCACUCGUUACCCUUAAACGCCAGCACGGGCCUGCAAGGAAAUUGUAAAAGUAAUGGAACCUGGGAUAUGAAUGAAGAUUUCAAAUGUUUGUGCAUUGAGGGAUACGAACCUAAUACCACGCUAGGAUGCUCAGAGUGCCCAACUGACAGCUUCAAACCAAACGUUGCGAAUACUCCUUGCAAAAAAUGUCCUUUAAGAAGUAGAAGCAUCAAUAAUCGAACCAGCUGUCAAUGUAAAAGUGGCUUUUACAAAAGUCCUUCAAAUUACACACAACUUUCUCCUUGUUAUGCACCACUUGUAUUAAAUAAAGCUCCGACGAUAAAGUACAACAAAACUGUGAAUAUUUUAACUGUAUCUUGGAUCGAACCUAGCAAGACAGAAAGUUUGGAUGAAGCUAUCUUUUACGAUGUUAAAUGUGUCUUAUGCAACGAGAUAUGCAAUGAAACGUGCAAAAACGUGGUAUUCAAUCCGAGAAGUUAUAACUUGAGCGACACAUUAGUUGCUGUGACGGGAUUACAACCUGAUAAAAAAUAUAUCUUCAGGGUUUUUCCCAAAAAUAGUUUAAAUGAACAAAUCUCGAGAGACAAAUGGAACUUCAAGGAAACCAAUGAUUUCAUCUUUUCAUCAAAUAAAGAUCAACCAGUUCCCGAAAAAGAAGGAAGCAACAAUACUGUUAGUAUUAUCGUCGCUGUAAUUGCCGUGGUGUUGCUUGUUAUCAUCAUUUUCAUUGUGGUUUUUGCUUUUAAAAGGCGAGGAAAUUCGAAGCCAAAGGACAAACACCUUGAAACAUUUCUAAAUAAUGGAGUCGACUUACCAAAUGUUGGUCUGAAGCCAUACGUGGAUCCAUCGAAUUAUUCAAAUGCUGAAGAAGCAGUUGAGGAAUUUGCCAAUGAACUUGAUCUCAAUCAAAUAUUUUUGGAAAGAAUGAUCGGUGGAGGUGAAUUUGGCGAUGUUUACAAAGGCGUGUUGACGAGUGAUGGAAAUCAAAUUCCAAUUGCAGUUAAAACCCUAAAAGCCGAUGCAUCUUCAAAAAACUCAAGAGAUUUCCUGUUGGAGGCGUCAGUAAUGGCUCAGUUUGAUAAUCCAAAUGUUGUGAAAAUGGAAGGAGUUGUAACGAAGUCAAAACCACGAAUGAUUGUGAUCGAGUACAUGUCUAAUGGAUCGUUGGACCACUAUCUCAAGAGAAACGAUGGAAUGCUGACACAGCUUCAGUUGCUUGGCAUGGCCAGAGGUGUUGCGUCUGGGAUGAAUUACUUGUCUGAGAUUCAUUUUGUACACAGGGAUUUGGCGGCACGAAACGUGUUGGUCAACGAUAUGAUGCUUUGCAAAAUUUCUGACUUCGGUCUCUCACGAGAACUGGAAACAACAAAUACACAAUCCGUUGGAGAAUAUGAGACGUCUGGAGGAAAGAUUCCUAUUCGAUGGACGGCCCCUGAAGCAUUCAAAUUUCGCAUAUUUUCAACAGCAAGUGACGUCUGGAGUUUUGGUAUUUUGCUUUGGGAAAUCAUGUCAUUUGGUCAAAGACCUUACUGGGAAUGGGAUAACUUCAAAGUAAUGGAAGAUGUUGAUAAUGGCUACCGGCUCCCCCCGCCGCACAAUUGUCCUCAUGGCAUCCAUUGCCUGAUGCUUCACUGUUGGAAAGCUGAACGAAGCGAACGGCCAAGUUUUGCACAAAUUACCAUCGUCAUUGACAGAUGGAUCAGAUCCCCUGAAACUUUGAACCAUGAAGUUAAUUUUUUUAUCACAAUUGGUGAUUGGCUUACAACGAUCAAAAUGGGCAGUUAUAAAGCUAUGUUUAUUGAAGCAGGUUACAAAAAACAAUCAGAUAUCAUCGAUUUAACUCAUGAAGAUUUAAUAUCAAUGGGGGUUACAUUGAUUGGACAUCGUAAUAAAAUCAUAAAAGGCAUUGAGACGCUGAGGGCUCGAAAGUCCAGGCAACAACUGCCAUUGUUAUGAAGCUCUUGAACUUCGCUGUGAAUAUUGUUUGGUAACUUUCAACAUUAACUGCUGGAAUUAUUCGACUUUGAUCCGUUGGUUGUAAAUAUUAGAAGAUCAAGGAUGGUUUCAGAGAAGUAUAUGUCGGAGUGUUUUCAUUUGUGUAUAUAAAGGCGGUCUGACAGAUUUGAAUAUCAGAACACUGAGCAGGGAGUAAUCCAGGGAAUCUAAAAGAUAAAUCUGAGGACUUCACACGUACAAUUGUCACGUACUUGUACGUCGAAUUAUCACGUACAAGUUUUCUAAACGUUCGAAAGAAGAGUUAAUCCCUGAAAAGAAACACCAUGUUAUAUAUAUACGCAUUUUCAAGAUUCGUUGUUGUUACCAGAACCCAUAGAGCAAACGAAUGGACGACAAUGGUCAUGAUCACUACUCGGUCGGUGUUAUAACAUCAAAAUAUUUGCCGACAAGAAAAAACUUCAGCGGGAUACAAAAGUUUGAACAAUUUGUUCGACCCCUGCUUUCUAUAUAUUGUAUUUAAACAAUGGAUGUCCAACAUCAUUAAAUAUUUUUUUUUGGAUUGCGCAUAUACUUACCUUCUAACGAAUUAACAAAUUGCUGACGCUUAAUCUUAUACUUGUAUGAAGAAUAUUUGUAAUUGAGAAUUCUAAUCAAAACGACUGUAGCAAUUUGAACAAUUUACAAUGGCAGAUGACUAUUCUACUUGAUGAGUAAAUCUCGGAGAUAACAGUUACCAAUAACAGUGUGUAAUAUUCAACUAGGUAUGUUGACGAGGUUUAAAGGGUCUUAAUUUCGAGUGCCAGUGACAAGAGCAAUGCACCGGC